Molecule: messenger RNA, 1389 nt
Organism: Pyrus x bretschneideri (Chinese white pear)
Lineage: Eukaryota; Viridiplantae; Streptophyta; Magnoliopsida; Rosales; Rosaceae
Product: 5'-adenylylsulfate reductase-like 5
Exons: 4
Coding region: 198-1097 (299 amino acids)
Source: RefSeq, a predicted model, not a curated record
UUCUCACCCUUUUCUUUUCCUGCAUUUCUUCGAAUCCCAGAUUUUGUUUCUCGUAAAAACUCAUACCCUUUUCUUGGUUUUCAUUUUUUCCAAUUUUGCCCUUCUCUCACCUGUGUAUUCUCUUCUCUUAGCCUUCUUUUCCCCUUCUUCUUCUUCUCGUGUUCGCCGAUUGGACUGGUUAUUGUUGUUCAUCGUCUAUGGAUAAAUCUGUAAUCUUUUUGUGUAUCGCUGCCUUGGCAACUUCGCUACGAUUAGUUUCUUCGUCUUCUGUUUUAUGCCCUCACGACUCCGAUUUCUUCCGGUACAGCCUUCAAUCUCAAUGCCCCAUCUGGAUCUCCCCCCAUCCACCCCUCAAGGUGGAUGGAAACUUCCUAGACAGAGCUUUGGCAUCGCAACAGAGGACUGAUUAUACAGCAGUGCUCUUUUAUGCUUCCUGGUGCCCAUUUUCACGCACAAUGUAUCCUACAUUUGAAAAGCUCAGCUUCAUGUUCCCUCAAGUAGAACAUUUGGCCAUUGAGCAAUCUUCAGCCCUGCCGAGUGUGUUCUCAAGAUAUGGAAUACAUAGUUUCCCUUCGAUUUUAAUAGUCAAUCAGACAUCAAGGGUGCGUUAUCAUGGUCCAAAAAGUCUCUCCUCGCUUGCACAGUUUUACCAGAAAACCACAGGACUUAAACCAGUUCAAUAUUUUGAUGACGAUCAAAUAGUCAGCUUAAAUAUUCGUGAAAAAUCUUUAAUCCAGUCAGUGAGUAACAUGUCACUCAGGGAGAUAUCAAGGAGGGAACCCUAUUUAGCUUUUGCCAUAUUGUUUCUCUGUUUGAGGGUGCUUCUGUAUAUAUUCCCAAAGGUAUUGACUCGCCUCCAUGCUUUCUGGGUCCUAUACGUUCCCCAUUUUAACUUGGGAGUAUUUGGGGAGACAAGUCAAAGUAUGGGGCGUAUCCUCCCCAUGGUUGACGUUAGGAGGAUUUGGACCAAGCUGAGAUUAUGCAAGAUGAGGAACUUCCACGAGGGAGCAAAGAAUGCCAGGGUUUGGGCUUCUUCCCUAACUUCUGUCUCCUUGGGCAAAUCUUCAUCUGCUCGAUCGUCGUCAUUGUCAUCUUAAAUGCAGUACUUAAAAUCUUGUACAAGACAAACUUGCGUAUAAAUCUCCAACUAACGUGUAUCAUCGAUCAUAAGCUGCUGUGAUGCUCUCGGGGCAGGUAGUCCUCUCUCUCUUUGUUUCCCUCUUAUUUUUACUGGUGGUGAUGAUAGCUGAAUUGAGUUGAGUGUUUUUAGUGAAAACAAACCAGCAUUGAAAAUUUGAGAAUAGCUUUCUUUUUGUAAAUUACUCGUCAUCUGACGGAACCUGUAUGGAGUUAUACCAGUGGAACGUGAGUAUAUUAUCUUUGUCUCGA